GUUCGUUGAAGUGACCGACUUCAUGUUGGUCUUCACCUGGGUGCCUCCCGACGCGGCGGUGACCGGGUACCGCAUCAUGUACGGGCAGGAGGAGGCGACGGAGCGGCUCAUUCCCUCCCCGGGGCCCGGCGCUAGAUCAGCAGUCAUCACGGGGCUCCAGCCCGACACGAUUUAUAAGGUGGCGAUCACUACAAUCGGAGUUUACCGAGAGAGCUUGCCUCUAGUCGGACAGAACAGGACCGCGCCUGUGCCGACAACAUCGACUCCAGCUACUACCAGUGGACGGACCAGUCGUAGGACUACUGUCUUUUUCCCCAGCUCGUCAUCUUCAAGCACUCCGGCGAAGACGUCGGAGUCUGCAGGAGACCAGAUAUCUGACGACAGUGACUCUGGAAGCGACAGUGACUAUUAUGACAGUGAUUACUACUAUGACUCGGAGCCAGAACCGCCAAUUCCUACAACAGAGUCCAGCGAAGCUGGUAAGUUGGUGAUUUAA
Molecule: messenger RNA, 496 nt
Organism: Branchiostoma belcheri (Belcher's lancelet)
Lineage: Eukaryota; Metazoa; Chordata; Leptocardii; Amphioxiformes; Branchiostomatidae
Product: fibronectin-like
Exons: 3
Coding region: 23-496 (157 amino acids)
Biological process (GO): heart development; nervous system development; cell-substrate junction assembly
Molecular function (GO): proteoglycan binding; integrin binding
Source: RefSeq, a predicted model, not a curated record